AUGUCCGUGGCUACUUCGGACGACAUGUCGGCACUCGAGUCAACAGCUGGCGGCACUGAGACAGACGCCGACACGAUCGCGACUCGUACUCGCACCAAGUUCUCGCUCGUGGACGAGCCCAUCGACACGCUCGAAGCUUCGCUUGUGGACGCCGCUCCACUUGACCUGGGCAGACAUGCAUUUGCUGAACGUGGCGAGGACGACCAGGAGUACCAGCGGUUCUUGUCGAGUCUGUUGCCCAAUGAGGAAGUGGAUCUGUCGUUCCUGGACGAAGAGGACGAGGAGUACCGACCCGAGGGGGACGAAGACGAGGACCAGGAGGACGACGACGCUCGACAGGGAAUCUCCAAGAAAGAGCUCACGGAGCUGCUGCUGGACUCGACGCGCAUAACGUCGUUGUCUGUGUUGCCAGCUGCUGCUGUGGAGCCGAAGGAUGUCAAUGGCGUGGUUGCAUCUGAACGAGCAGACGACAAUGGAAACGAGGUGGCUGCUCUAUCCGAGACUAGCGGUGAAGGAGGGCGCAAGGUCCGUCCAGCUGUAGCCGAGCCGGGAAUGAAGACUGGCAACGCGCCAGUGACGAUACCGGCAGUGCGACGUGGCCGACCCGUCACCGUGUCCCAAACACGGUGCAUUCAACUGGCAUCACAGAUGCACAAACAUCUGCAGUUGCUACUUCAAAGCUAUCAUCUCUUGGCGAGUCAACCGGCUCGACCCGAGCUGGCGGAAUGUCAAGCAAUGAUCGAAGACUUACGAGUACGCGGUGAAAAGGCGCUUGCGUGUAAGAACGCAUUGUUGUCGAAGCUGAACCCUGGAACAAGGUGUAGUGCAGGCGUUGCUUCGACGGAUGCUGUCGAUACCGAUGUUGGUAGUUAUAAUGACAUUUCGUCUCCCAGUGACUUUUCUGGUGUGGAAGGGAACAGUGGAGACGCUGAACCUACCGGAAAUAUGCUGGCCUCGCGACGUGUGACAAGGUCGCUGACAGCAGCACACGCAGCAGUAGCCCACCCAUCGAUGUUCGAGCUGGUCGGGUCGCAAACUGUAGACGAGCUUUCGGCUACUUUUGCUCGAGACUGCUCACUGGGAGAGCGUAAUCGUGCCAUUCAAGAGCAAUUGCUUCAGCUGGAUACACAUUUGGUUUCUGCAAAAAAGCGCCGGAAAAGCAAGAAGGGAUACUCGAUGAUCGAGGACACUUUGCUCGCUCAUGGCGCUAAGCGUUUUGGUACACAAGCGACUUCGUGGGAUCAGAUUCAAAGGCACUUUCUUCCGAGUAAAACCACACAAAAUCUCCGACAUCGGUACAAGUACUUGAUUAGCCCAAAGACAGGGAUGAAUGCUGUUAAAGCACUUCAUUUGAGGACUGGUCCGCAGCACCACAAUAAUAGCUGGCUACUAGAGGAGGAUCUUCGGAUCACGCGUGGACUCGUUGAGUUGCACGGUGAGAAGUAUCCUUUCUCUCGUCUGUCAAAACGCUACCUCUCUCAUCGCAGCCGUCUCGAGAUUCGAAAGCGCUGGGAACGGCUUGCGACAAAGUUUCGUCCGGAUCUUGCGGACAUGAAACUUGCAGUGCCUGCUGAUGAUUCGCUCGACUUCGUGGUUGCUAUGAAGGAAUUUUUGGAGGAUAAGCUACGAGCACGAAUGUUACAACAGAACGGAAAGGCUGAAAAGGCAAAGCUGGAAGCCGCAUUACAGCUACACCAGCUUGGUCAAGGAAGACGGGACGCUCUCACAUGCGGAUCCGUCAGCAACGAAGCCGCCUUGGGUGUAUCCUCGCUUGGCACUGGCACGCAGACGACUGGAUCUGGCUCGAUUUCCUGCAGAUCUAAAAACUUACACCCUGCGCUAUUUUUCUCGUCAUGGUCUUUUAUCAGUCCUGCGACGUUGCUCAAUGCAACGUGCAAACACAACUGGCCCUCUUUUAUGGAUGAAGACAAUGAAGCCAAUGAUAAUCUGCUGAGAAAACAGCUUAGCACUGAUGCUACCGAUAACGGAGCGCUUCAAACCGACUCACACCAUGCUGGUGUGAACGGUCAGUCAGUGACACUCAGCAAAGCACAAACCCAAGAGACUAUGCCGAGCGCGAUGCUAUCUGAUGUAGUAGUCACUCCGCCGGCGGUCAUAGGACUUUCUCCAGCAAGUGUUGAUGUGAACGCUUACACGGUGCAGAAGGGUAGCGACGAGGAAGACGAUGAUAGUGACUAUGAGCAUGAUGAGUUGCUGUCGUCCGAUAGCGAAGAGAGUGGGUCUGACUUCGAGCAGAUGGAGUUCACGGAUGAUGAUGACGACGACAUUGGUGAUGGGAAUGAAGAUUGCGAAGACAGCACAGAACACGGUGAUCUAGUGCUCGACGUAAAGGGCCGAUCUGUUACCGGCACCGAUUCACUGGAAGACCCUUGUUGGUCGAUACCGUUGUCUUCGACACACGACGUUCCCGUUUUGGAUGCUGCUGAUGGCGAAAGUGAGAAGUCGCAAACGCGCAUCAGGCAUCCACUUCGUCUACAGAAUUUGAGCCACCCCGAAAAUGAAAACAUCAGACGUGCUCUUGCCGCGCUGGAGCAACGUAUUGUGGGCAAGAGCAUCAGGACCACCGCUUCUCUGUCGGCCAUAAGCUCACACACUGGUUGCGACGAUCGUCCAAUGCGAAAAGUGGCGUCAACGCUUGUAGCACCUGUCGGUGACAAGCGGACAAGUGGGAGUCAUUUUCGAGCAAGCAUGGGAGCACCCACGCAGGCAGCUGGUACUGCAAUUGCUGAUAGCAACGAUUGCAGUAUCAACGAUGACGAUGCUAGUCGCGACGGAGACGGAUCUGGCAACGAGGAAGUUGAGGUUGUGGACUUGUUUUCGAGUUCCGCUCAGCUGUUCGGAGAUGAUGGCAAGAAAGUCGCACCUGAACCGUCUAGGACUGAACAAACACAAGAAUCUGACUGGAGUCGAAACCUAGCAAGAACAGUGUUAUGUGGCAAAGUGUGCGCCCCAUUGUGUAGCAACACUCCUCCCAACAAGAAGGCGAAGCUGCAGGUAUGUCCAAUUUGCAAUGAAACCACGUGCAAAUGCCGAUCGAGCGAACUGCGCUGA
Messenger RNA from Peronospora matthiolae, 3072 nucleotides. The record is from the annotation of a GenBank genome assembly. NCBI's taxonomy places the organism in Eukaryota, Oomycota, Peronosporomycetes, Peronosporales, Peronosporaceae.